UUCAGUGAUGCUACCCCUCUCCAACUAUUUACUAUAAUAGUUUGCGCUUUGGGAAGUGCCCGAACUGCCUGUGCACAAUAAUUUUUAAUAACAUCUAUUUUCCAAGGAAGGAAAAGUACAGGGCCGGUCUGUGCUUUUACGCAUGGAAGUUGGAAUCAGCCUCUCUACCUUUACGCAUGGCAGUGUCUCUUUUCUUCGGAGGAUGCUGCCGGGCUUAUGAGCGCGUUUCAGGGCGUCAAGAGCGGAGUAAAAAGUGAGCAACGAUGCGGGGCACUGAGCUGCUGCUCAGUUACUUUCUGGUGAAAGUUAUGGUGUGCGACGCGGAGGGCGAGCCGGGUCAAACGAUCGACGACUUCAUGAUAGUCACCGGGUUUAACGACUCGAAGGAAGGGGAGAGCGGAGUCACGGAGAGCGCGCACAUGGAGGACAAGUGCCGCGGUUACUACGACGUGAUGGGCCAGUGGGACCCGCCGUUCGUGUGCAGGACGGGCAGCUACCUGUACUGCUGCGGCACCUGUGGCUUCAGGUUCUGCUGCGCGUUUAAAAGCUCCAGGUUGGACCAGACCACCUGUAAGAACUACGACACCCCGCCGUGGAUGAUGACAGGCAAACCCCCGCCGAAAGUGGACGUGGCGCUGGACAGCGCGAAGGAUAAAACAAACCUCAUUGUGUAUGUCAUAUGCGGGGUCGUGGCCAUAAUGGCACUGAUAGGAAUUUUCACCAAGCUUGGUUUGGAAAAGACGCACCGUCCGCACAGAGAGAAUAUGUCAAGGGCUCUUGCACACGUGAUCCGCCACCCAGCUUCAGAACAUACGGAUGAAAUUGGACUUGGCCAGCACUAUGAGAACAUACAGACCAGAGUCACAGUUAACAGUCUCCACAGCAACCAGAUGAACAACGUGGUUCAAACAUCUACUUUGAUAACUCAGCCUUACCCAGCUGUGGGACAGAUCACAAGCCCCUAUGAACAACAGAAGCCUGUGAAGGAUCUCAACAAGUAUGCCACACUCAAGGCCGUGGCAGAGAAAGCGAACGACAGCUUCUACAGCAACCGACGGCAAGUGAUCGAGAUGACAACCAAGGGCAGCCUUCCCAUGGAAGCUGUGGAUAUGGAGCCAGAGCCGAGUAAUCCCUACAGCCCACCCAGACAGCUGUCUACGAAGCAGAAUGGACACAAAUACAAAACCCCCAAGAGCCACAGCUCCCAGACGCUGUCCUACAGCUCCAGCACUGCUGCCAGCCCAGGGGUGCUAAGAUCCUGGGAGAGCAAGGACACGCUGGGACUCCGACAGAGCUAUGGCCCAAAGAAACUCUGCAUCAUAGAGAAGGAGCUGCACACCACUCGCUACUUGCCCCCACAACCAUACUUUGUCACCAACAGCAAGACAGAAGUGACAGUAUGAGGGAUUGUCCACACAAAAGGAGUCUGCAUGUAAGAAAGACAAUAACUGCCAACUGAGGGUGGUUUUGCAAGAAAGCAGCGUCGACUGUCGUAUGUGCAGUUGAGGAUGUAAUGGGCAGCAUUUAAGAUGACGCCUAAAGGUGAAAUGUGCUGUAGCAGGACUCGGUAUCAAUCACUGCGCCUCAGGAAGGCACAGUGACGAAGAUACUGUCAUCAAUAUUCAUGUAAUCCAAGUGCUAAAACAACUCACACAAGCUAAAUAAAUCAUAUAUAUCAGUGAUGACACAUGUGACACAUACAGUACAGUUGUCAAUAUUCACUAAGAUAUCAAAGGACCUGGAAAUUAGAGUAUCUAAUGUAAUUUUUAUUAAAUCAACAGUGUCUAAUGAGAAAUGACUUUCUUAUUUGCUGUAUUUAAUCAGGGUUGAGUAGUCUGUCGUUAAUUGGGUAAUGAUGAAA
Molecule: messenger RNA, 1861 nt
Organism: Toxotes jaculatrix (banded archerfish)
Lineage: Eukaryota; Metazoa; Chordata; Actinopteri; Toxotidae
Gene: shisa9b
Product: shisa family member 9b
Exons: 4
Coding region: 264-1403 (379 amino acids)
Biological process (GO): regulation of short-term neuronal synaptic plasticity; regulation of AMPA receptor activity
Cellular component (GO): postsynaptic membrane; dendritic spine membrane; AMPA glutamate receptor complex
Source: RefSeq, a predicted model, not a curated record